GUGGCUCUUGGAGGUCCCCUCUCUCACUCCGCUCUCUCCGAGGGAUGAUUCUGGGUCCCCUGCGCUCAGGAGCGACUUGGCGGCUCCUAACGAAAACGUGUUUCUUAUUUUUGGGGAAAUCGAAAUUAAAGGGAGAUGAGAACCGCACUUUUCUACUUCCUGCUCUGUACGUCGUACCUGCUGCUCAUUAAUGCCGAGGACCUUCCACAAGAGCUGAUUGAGCGACUGUCCCACAGUGAAAUCAACAGCAUCAGCGACCUCCAGCGGCUUCUGGACAUAGACUUCGUAGGUACGGGAAAUGAAGUCAUCGAGGAGCACAAGCAGAAGCAGCACAAGCAGAACUAUUCCCACGCCUACUCGGACCUGAAGAGCUCGCAGGUCCACCGCAGACGCAAGAGGAGUGUGGAGGAAGCCGUGCCGGCGGUUUGCAGGACGCGGACGGUGAUCUACGAGAUCCCGCGCAGUCAGGUGGAUCCCACCGCCGCCAACUUCCUGAUCUGGCCUCCCUGCGUGGAGGUGAAGCGCUGCACGGGAUGCUGCAACACCAGCAACAUGCGCUGCCACCCCUCACGCAAACACCACCGCACCGUUAAGAUAGCCAGAGAUCUGCUGACACCGAACGCCAACAGCAACCGCCCUCAGCCAAUGGCACCAGCAGGGGGGGCGAAGCGAAGAGAGAAGGAGAUCGCAGAGCUAGUUAGUUUGUCGUUUGUAGACCCCCCCGGCAGAGGAAAAGAGUUCAAGGCGAACGACGAACACGCCCAUUCCCAUGAGAACAAGUGGAUGGAGACGAAGGUGCCGAGGGCCUUUGGGGCCGGACCCCGAGGAGGGCAUGGACGCCCGCUGCCCCCUGAGGAGGGCAUGGACGCCCGCUGCCCCCCCGAGGAGGGCAUGGACGCCCGCUGCCAGAGGCUCUUCAGGGCCUCAUUCCACCACACCAACCAAACAUCUCCCCGAGACGCCAGCUGUGUUUGGGUUCUCCUGGAGAAUCAGGGCUCGGAGCGAGAGGUUCCUGAGGGUCCUGUGCAGUUGUGA
Molecule: messenger RNA, 1035 nt
Organism: Clupea harengus (Atlantic herring)
Lineage: Eukaryota; Metazoa; Chordata; Actinopteri; Clupeiformes; Clupeidae
Exons: 8
Coding region: 136-1035 (299 amino acids)
Biological process (GO): platelet-derived growth factor receptor signaling pathway; positive regulation of protein autophosphorylation; positive regulation of ERK1 and ERK2 cascade
Cellular component (GO): membrane
Molecular function (GO): platelet-derived growth factor receptor binding; growth factor activity
Source: RefSeq, a predicted model, not a curated record